CAGUCUCCGGAAGCCUCAAGCAUUGCUGGAGUCCAUCUGGGUGCAUCCACUUCUGAGGCCACGACAAUCCUGCGGAUGGCCAAGAGUCCCCUGGGGCCUGGCGACUCUGACGGCUGCCCGGGGGUGACGAUGGCCGCGUGAGCAUCGCCAUGGCCAGCCGGAAGCGCCAGAGCACGGCGAGCGGCACGCUGGAGCACCGGGCGAGGCCGGGCCCUGCUCCCCACGGCCCCGAGCCCGGCGGCGGGGAGGCGGAGCUGCCCCCCGAGGAGUACGUGCCCGAGCGCCUGGAGCUGGCCGCCCUGCGGCCCGAGAGCCCCGCGCCCCCGGACCAGGGCUGUCACGACCACAGCCCCGAUGGGGACUCCAGCUCCGACUACGUGAACAACACCUCCGAGGAGGAGGACUACGACGAGGGCCUCCCCGAGGAGGAGGAGGGCAUCACCUACUACAUCCGCUACUGCCCCGAGGAUGACAGCUACCUGGAGGGCAUGGACUGCAACGGGGAGGGCUACCUGGCCCACGGCCCCCGCCACCUGGAGACGGACGAGUGCCAGGAGGCGGUGGAGGAGUGGACAGACUCAGCGGGCCCCCACCCCCACGGCCCCGCCGACGGAGGCAGCCCAGACUACCGGGAUGGCCACCUCCCCGUCCCGGAGGAUGAGGCCUCCGCCCUAGAGGCCCAGGACCAGGAAGAAGGCGUCCACUACUGUCCCAGUGAAGAGGGCUACCAGGACUACUACCCCACGGAGGCCAACGGGAAUGCGGGUGGUGCCUCCCCCUAUCGCCCAAGGCGUGGGGACGGGGACCUGGAGGAUCAGGAGGAGGACAUCGACCAGAUUGUGGCUGAGAUCAAAAUGAGCCUGAGCAUGACCAGCAUCACCAGUGCCGGUGAGGCCAGCCCUGAACACACAUUGGUGCGGGGGCCUGAGCCGGGCCCCGGGGGCUCUACAGAAACCUGCCCACCCUGCGAGGCCAGCCAUGGCCCUAGCAGACACGAGGGAAGGCCCAAGUCACUGAACCUCCCUCCUGAGGCCAAGCACUCCGGAGACCCCCAGAGAGGCUUCAAGACCAAGUCCAGGACUCCAGAGGAGAGGGCAAAGUGGCCCCAAGAGCAGGUUUGCAAUGGCUUGGAGCAGCCAAGGAAGCAGCAGCGCUCUGAUCUCAAUGGACCUGUGGACAAUAACAACAUCCCAGAGACAAAGAAGGUGGCAUCAUUUCCAAGUUUUGUGGCUGUUCCAGGGCCCUGUGAACCAGAAGACCUCAUUGAUGGGAUCAUCUUUGCUGCCAACUAUCUGGGGUCCACGCAGCUGCUCUCGGAACGUAACCCUUCCAAAAACAUCAGAAUGAUGCAGGCACAGGAGGCCGUCAGCCGGGUCAAGAGGAUGCAAAAGGCUGCUAAAAUCAAGAAAAAAGCGAAUUCAGAGGGGGAUGCCCAGACCCUGACUGAGGUGGAUCUCUUCAUCUCCACCCAGAGGAUCAAGGUCUUAAAUGCGGACACACAGGAGACCAUGAUGGACCACGCCUUGCGCACCAUCUCCUACAUAGCAGACAUUGGCAACAUCGUGGUGCUGAUGGCCAGGCGCCGCAUGCCCCGGUCAGCCUCGCAGGACUGCAUCGAGACCACCCCUGGGGCCCAAGAGGGGAAGAAGCAGUACAAGAUGAUCUGCCAUGUGUUCGAGUCUGAGGACGCCCAGCUGAUCGCACAGUCCAUCGGCCAGGCCUUCAGUGUGGCUUACCAGGAGUUCCUGCGGGCCAACGGCAUAAAUCCCGAAGACCUGAGCCAGAAAGAGUACAGUGACAUCAUCAACACCCAGGAGAUGUACAACGAUGACCUCAUCCACUUCUCCAACUCUGAGAACUGCAAGGAGCUGCAGCUGGAGAAGCACAAGGGCGAGAUCCUGGGCGUGGUGGUGGUGGAGUCAGGCUGGGGUUCCAUCCUGCCCACGGUGAUCCUGGCGAACAUGAUGAAUGGCGGCCCGGCGGCCCGCUCAGGGAAGCUGAGCAUUGGGGACCAGAUCAUGUCCAUCAACGGCACCAGCCUGGUGGGGCUGCCCCUCGCCACCUGCCAGGGCAUCAUCAAGGGUCUGAAGAACCAGACUCAGGUGAAGCUCAACAUCGUCAGCUGUCCACCUGUCACCACAGUCCUCAUCAAGCGGCCCGACCUCAAGUACCAACUGGGCUUCAGCGUACAGAACGGGAUCAUCUGCAGCCUCAUGCGAGGGGGCAUCGCAGAGCGAGGAGGCGUCCGAGUCGGCCACCGCAUCAUUGAGAUCAACGGGCAGAGUGUGGUGGCCACAGCCCAUGAGAAGAUAGUGCAGGCUCUUUCUAACUCCGUUGGAGAGAUCCACAUGAAGACCAUGCCUGCUGCCAUGUUCAGGCUUCUCACGGGCCAGGAGACCCCGCUGUACAUCUAGGCCCGCCCAGCCCGCACCACCCAGCCCACCUGGGUUCGCAGGAGCUGGAAAGGCCGGACCCAGGACCUGACCCCUGACCCCACGGCCCACCCAAGGACACUGGCUCCUCUGCAGGGCCUGCCCUCACCACCCACUUUUUUUUUUUUUUUUUUUGGUUUUUGGUUUUGUUUUUUGUUUUUUUGUUUUUUUGGAUAAAAAGGGGUAUGUCAAAGGAGAGUCACAGGAAGCAAUCUCUGUAGAACAGUCCCGUGUUUUGCCCAUUCUGACCCGUUUCCUCGUUGCGAUGGACAAGGGUGUGUGUUUGUAUCUGUGUGUGGCGUGGAGUGUAUCUUUCCUCCCUGAGGCCUUGGGGAGCGGCCGUGAAGGGAGCCCGGCGAGGGCAGCAGGCUCGAGGGUGGGGGUGGGGGUGGUGGUGGCAGUGACUGUCCCCCUCUGCCCCUUUCCCUGGGGUGGGGGGGAGCCCUGGGGUGCUUCGGGGGAAAGGGCCGCUGGAGCUGCUGCAGCCCGGCUCCCAGGCUGUGACUUAUAUGUGAAGUCCGGGAACAUGUGAUUGUAUUUAACCAGCAGGGAGACGCUCCUGAGUUAAAUAAAAGAUGAUGGCUACAACAUCAAAACUCCAUAUUUAUUUAGAUAACAUCAUGGUUUUGACUUUUGCUUUGACCAGCCCUUCUUGAGACUCUAGGGUUGUUGGAUGACCUGCCACCACACCUGCUGCUCCUGUCCUCGCUGGAGGCUGGACUUCGUGGGCACCCCUCCAGCCGGCCACCGAGCCACCCCCCUUCCCAGGCUGGGGCCCACUGGCUCCCCCUCCCAGGGACAAGGGGCAGCGGCCCUCCGUCUCAGACCUCUGUCUGCACACACGCAUCCACACACGAGCGCCCCCACCCCUGCCGCCCCCGGGCAGCCGGAGGAGAGCUCAGAUCGCCGGCGAGCCGGGCGUCACGUCACCGCGAGCAGUAUUAGAGUGUGUGUACAUCAAGUGAAACGUAGUCUAGUUCAGCUCAUUAGAGGUCAUUGUUAACUGACGUCAUGUUGUCUGGAAGUCUCUUUCUUUUGCCCAGGCCUUGAAGAAUACACUGUGACUUAAGAAGCCUUACCAUGCAGUAACUAAAGCUUUAGGAUUACUGUAUUCAAGGAGUGACCUGUGUUGCAUGCAGCCGACCUUAGGAAGACUCGCUAAUCUCACUAAUAAACCUGAAGUCAUGAGGAAAAGCU
This is a messenger RNA of Canis lupus familiaris (dog), 3629 nucleotides long. It is a transcript of the gene APBA2, whose product is annotated as amyloid beta precursor protein binding family A member 2. The transcript is spliced from 13 exons. Gene Ontology annotation, molecular function: protein binding; amyloid-beta binding. The record is from RefSeq and is a predicted model, not a curated record. Lineage: Eukaryota; Metazoa; Chordata; Mammalia; Carnivora; Canidae. Gene Ontology annotation, biological process: chemical synaptic transmission. Gene Ontology annotation, cellular component: cytoplasm; plasma membrane; dendritic spine. The coding region runs from base 150 to 2414 and encodes 754 amino acids.